AUGCAUACAUUUUUAUCAGCAAAAAUAUGGAUAUAUGGUUUAAAAAUUCUUCAAAAAUUAUUUGUUCAUUUACAUACACAAUUUAAUCGAGAUAUACUAUGGGAAACAAUUGAUAUAGAUUUUAUGAAUCUAGAUCAAGGUGCUUAUGAAGAUAGAAAAUUUGAACAUGUAUGUUUACGUACGAGAAUCAAUGGAAAAUUUAUUACAGUGAAAUUAGGUGGUGAAGGAACUACAACAUUGAAACAGUCAGUAGUUACACGAUGGCUUUCAUUAUUUUCCUGUGCUGAAUCUGUCUAUAACAACUAUGAUGCUGUAUUGUUAGCCUUAGAAAGUCGUCGUGCAACAAGAUAUAUUGACAAUUUAACAAAAUAUAAUUUAAUCGACUUGUUGCUUUUACUGGCUCCACUUAAUGCUGCUCUCCAAGCUAUUCAAACGGAUGAAACACCAUCAUUACAUUUAGUAGUUCCUUUUUACCAAAAAUUACUAGACAAUUAUAGUACAUAUUCGAAAUUAGUUUCAUCGGCAAAAAAAAAGUAUCCUUCCAUAUUUCAGAGUUCACUGAUUGCUGAUUAUUUAUUAACUGAAUCUGAUGAAUUCUUUCGACGACGUAUACAUGCAAAGUUAAUUGAAAUUUUCAUUUUUGACGAUCAUCAUUAUAUGGCUAUGUGCCUUCAUCCUGCAUUAAGAGAAAUGGAUGAUGUUCCACAUCAAAUAAGAACAAAUUGUUAUAUGAACAUUCGAAAAUAUUUACAAGAUAAUGAACUUAAUGUUGUUGAUGCACCAGCAAACAAUGUUUCGUCAUCAAGAAAAAAACGAAAAUUAUUGCAUAAAUUUUUAGACGAAGAUGAUGAUGAUGAUGAUGAUGAUGAAGAAAAACAAAUACAAUCAACACUUGAUCAAAAUGUUGUGCUUGUCGAUGACGACAACAUCGAUCUUAUUCACAAAACCAGUAUGAAACGUUCAUCUUCAGUUUCUUCAUUAUCAACAGAAUUCUCAUACAAAACCAAUUAUCAAGCUUUCAAGCCUGAUGAACUUGAUCAAUAUUUGGAGGCUGAUUUGCCGUCAUCAAUAGUCAAAGAAAAUCCACUUCAAUUUUGGUCAGGCGAAUUUGCAACAUCGAAAUUUCCUCUAUUAAAAUGUCUAGCUCGAAAACUAUUUUCGAUUCCAGCUACAUCAUCAGAAACAGAACGACUUUUUAGUUAUAGUGGGAUUAUAUUAAACAAUAGAAGACAGAGAUUAUCACCGGAUCAAGUGGAUAAUAUGCUGGUUAUCAGAAGGGCUCGAAAAGUACUGACGACCUUGAAAAAUAAUGAUUCAAUAAACAAGUGA
Molecule: messenger RNA, 1329 nt
Organism: Rotaria sp. Silwood2
Lineage: Eukaryota; Metazoa; Rotifera; Eurotatoria; Philodinida; Philodinidae
Source: the annotation of a GenBank genome assembly